This is a messenger RNA of Alosa alosa (allis shad), 1604 nucleotides long. RefSeq names its product apoptosis facilitator Bcl-2-like protein 14. The record is from RefSeq and is a predicted model, not a curated record. Gene Ontology annotation, biological process: regulation of apoptotic process. NCBI's taxonomy places the organism in Eukaryota, Metazoa, Chordata, Actinopteri, Clupeiformes, Clupeidae. Bases 35 to 844 code for a protein of 269 amino acids. The transcript is spliced from 6 exons.
UUUAGUUCUCUGAAUUUCUCCACUGUCUACCGGCAUGGCAGCCACGGAGUCCGCGCUCAAAGAAAAACAUGAGCCAAUGGCGAACGGGCACACAGGAGAGGAAGUCGGCAUGGGGCCGGGCGCUCCUGAGGACAGCAUGGAGCUCCGUAUCCUCAUGGCAUACGCCAAAAAACGCAGACCCUCAGACAAGCGUCUGCAGUGCCAGCUCAGCAUCACCAAACCAUCGGUAACACCGUCGGCCACGACAGAGGCCAACAAUGACUCGCAGAACACCCCGCCAAAGAAGAAGUGGUAUCGUAAGCUGCCCAGCUGUCUCCGCUCAAAGACCAAAGAUCCAGAUCUGCAGCCGGAUCUUUCGGAGGAUGAUAGUCGACCCCAGCCUGCUUCGCUUAGUCCUUCUACAGGUGACAAGGUGGCUGGAAAGCUGACACAGCUAUCAACCGCUGUUCCCUUUCUUCAGGGAGACUUGGAAACCGACUGCCCUGAAGACAUUGCUCAGGAGCUUGCAAAGUUGCUUCGUGAUUCUGGUGACGAGUUGAAUGAAAAGAUCAAGAACGACAAAGCCCUUCACGAGCGCCUCGUGAGAUCCUUCGACUACGGCCUCUUCUCGAGGAUCACCACGGCCUUCCUGGGGAAGCUCAACCUGUCCAGCGCGCCGAGUGAUGAGGAGGCCCAGAUCGCCAUGACCUGUGAGGUGGUGACCCGCCUCAGCACCAUGGAUACACUUCCUGUGAGCCAGACCAUGGGCUUUGGCGCCUGCUACCUGAAGGACUACUUUUCGCCCUGGGUCCAACAGCACGGAGGCUGGGACAAAGUUUUCGAAUCAGAUGAGGAACAGGAUUGAGGAACAAGUUUCAUGGACUCCCUGCCACAUUCCUAUUGGUUGCACUAUCAAAAUGACUGCUUCUUAUUGGUUAAUCUCAGGGUUACAGUAUCGACCUUGUGUUUACUUCCAGAAAGCUGACACUCACUCUCAAGUCUGCCCAAUUAAGUCACAUUGUUGUACCAAGGAUGUUACGGGUACUUUAAGAGCGGUAGUGGAUAUCACUACUCGAUGUAGUGUUCUCUGUGGAAAGACGGUUGCAUGUUGAGAUAUUUAAUCAAAAAUAUCCAAAAGAAGUGCAGUUUCGAACAUGACCUCCGGGAGAAAAGCUGACUUUGUAGCAGCUGUCCCUGAUCAGUAGCAGACUGGCCCCCAAUCUGAGUAGCAUCGUUGCCAGAGGCUGCUGAUACAUGGCCAUGUGUUGGGAUUGUAAUCAGGCUGUGUUGGGAUUAUAAUCUGACUGUGUGUUGAGACUGCAAUCUCUGUCAAACACUAUCUGUUGAAAGGUCACCUCACCAGAUGUAGGACAGUGGAAGUAACCCAAGAAAAGUAUAUAGAGGACCUUUAUUUUUUUUUCUUUCGUUAAAAACACUCAACUUGUGCACUUUAAAGCAGCUGGUGUAUUUGAAUUUAGAUUUUUUUUGAAUGUCUGAUCAGUGUUUAAGUGAUCAAUGUGUUAUAUUGUAGUUUUGCCCCUAGCAUCUGAUAUAUGCUGUAGCUUUUUAGUUUCUUUUAUUUUUUUUUCAGGCUUGCAAAUGAUAAUGUUAAAUGAGUAUGUAUU